AAAACCUGCUGUUCAAUUGGCUCCAGUACUUGACAGGAAAAUACAAUUGUUCCUGAUGUCAAAUUCCAGCGACUCCUACUAUAAAUGACGGGUUGGGCACUUUUUUGGAGCAGUUUAAUGAAGAUUAUUUACCUUGCUCUCGGAAGAACACGUUAGGACGAGAUGAGCGCAUCAGUGGCUGUAUAUAGAAACAUAUACACUGAGGAUCGCUUCAGACAGACGUAUGGCACGGAAGCGCAGUCUAGUGGGAGAGAGCGGCUCCGCGACAGACUGGCGCAGAGAUGCAGCUGCUCUCAGGUGGAGUGUGUUCACCUGCUCAAGAAGAGACUGCCCGUGUGCAGCUGGCUGCCCAAAUACAAGCUCAAAAAAUGGCUGUUAGGAGAUAUCAUAGCGGGACUGACUGUUGGAAUAGUUCACAUUCCCCAAGGAAUGGCCUUUGCUUUGUUGACAUCGGUGGCUCCUGUCUAUGGUCUUUACACAUCAUUCUUCCCUGUGGUUCUCUAUAUGCUCUUCGGCACUGGUCACCACGUUUCCACAGGUACCUUUGCUGUGUUGAGUCUGAUGACUGGCUCGGUGGUGGAGCAACUGGUUCCCAUCCCGCUUGCUCUGAAUUCCAGUAGCCCAGAGGCUGCAGAGUUUGAGGCCCAGAGAAUUGGGGUGGCAUCAGCUGUAGCAUUUCUCUCAGGCAUAAUGAUGCUAUGCAUGUGUGGCCUCCAGUUGGGUUUCCUUUCCACAUACCUCUCGGAACCGAUUGUUAAGGCGUUCACAAGUGCAGCCGCCUUCCAUGUGACCGUCUCACAGCUGCAAAGCAUGUUGGGAUUACGACUACCACGAUAUGCUGGUGCCUUCUCUCUUUUUAAGACUCUGGCUUCAGUGAUGGAGAAUGUGCCCCACACUAAUUUGGCUGAGCUGGUGAUAUCACUGCUCUGCCUGGCUGUUCUGGUGCCGGUUAAAGAGGUCAACUCACGCUUUCGGGAGCGCCUGCGAACUCCCAUCCCUAUAGAGAUCAUCACUGUAAUAAUUGCAACAGGAAUUACAUAUGUCUUUUCUCUGGACUCCAAGUAUGACAUACAGAUAGUAGGACAUAUUCCAGCAGGCUUCCCUGAGCCACGGCUGCCUGCUUUGGAGACAGUUCCACAAAUUGCUGGUGACACAGUUGCUAUCACCCUUGUUGCCUACGCUGUGUCUGUUUCUCUGGCCAUGAUUUAUGCAGAUAAACAUGGAUACUCCAUUGAUCCAAAUCAGGAGCUUCUAGCACAUGGGAUCUCCAACACUGUGUCAUCUCUCUUCACCUGCUUCCCCAAUUCAGCUACACUGGCCACCACCAACAUACUGGAGAGUGCUGGAGGUCACACACAGCUCGCUGGACUGUUCACAAGUCUGGUUGUUCUUAUUGUACUUCUGCUGAUAGGACCUCUAUUUUACUUCCUACCCAAGGCAGUGCUUGCUUGUAUAAACGUAACCAGCCUGAGACAGAUGUUUCUGCUGUUUCAGGAUCUUCCUGACCUUUGGAGAGUCAGCAAAAUCGAUUUUAUGGUGUGGCUUGUGACCUGGCUGUCAGUAGUUGUGCUAAAUGUUGACCUGGGCCUGGCCAUUGGGGUGGUCUUCUCCAUGAUGACAGUUAUCUGUCGCACACAGAGGGCCAGCUGCUCUGUGUUAGGAAGAGCCGCCAACACGGAGAUCUACAGAUCCAUCAACAACCAUAAUAAAUGCUAUGAAGUUCCUGGUAUGAAGAUCCUGACUUACAAUGGGCCUAUCUACUAUGGCAACCGUAGCUUUUUCAAGGCCGAUAUGGCUCAGCUUCUGGGCCUCACGCCUGAGAGGAUACGCAGCCGAGAGAAAGCCCUGAAGGCCAAAGCGAAGAGAGAGAGAGAGGCCAUUAGCUCUGUAGAACAAGGAGUUGCAGACAGUUCAUUUUCUUCAAAUAAUGACUUGUUCAGAUCAGAGAUGGCUGAGGGUGAAGUCCAGGCCGUGUUGAUAGACUGCAGCAGUGUCAUUUUUGUGGAUGUUGCGGGAGCUCGGUUAUUCAUACAGAUGUGCAUGGAGUGCCAGAAGAUUGGGAUAACGAUAUACCUGGCUAACUGCAAUGAGAGUGUACUGAAGAUUCUCACAUCCAGUGGGCUCAUGAAAUACAUGAAUCCUCAGCAUAUCUUUAUUACAAUCCAUGAUGCUGUGGUCUACAUACAACAGCAGCGGGAGAAACCUCCUGAGAACAACACAACGGUAUGGGUAUGAUUUAUCUGACACUACCAAAGUAUUGCAACAUUUAUGCUAACUGAGACUCAGAACUGGACCUGAAGAACUGUGGGUGACUACAAGUGUGUCGAGGAAUGAGUCAUUCCAGCAUUUAUUUGGACUCAACGUGCUGUGAUUUAGACAGGGCCCUCUAUGGUGUCUAAUAAGAGUACGUAAGUUACCUGCAGUGGCUGUUGUGUUCAUUACUUGCUAAAAGCCUGUUCACAGUGAAGACAAUUGUGAAAAUUUGUUGCGAUAAACAUUUGAAUUCUAAUGAACUACUGGUAAUGUCCGUUUAGAACAAAACAAAGAUUUGCAUGCCGUCAA
Messenger RNA from Rhinichthys klamathensis goyatoka, 2562 nucleotides. It is a transcript of the gene slc26a10, whose product is annotated as solute carrier family 26 member 10. Gene Ontology annotation, biological process: transmembrane transport. The transcript is spliced from 18 exons. The coding region runs from base 163 to 2235 and encodes 690 amino acids. NCBI's taxonomy places the organism in Eukaryota, Metazoa, Chordata, Actinopteri, Cypriniformes, Leuciscidae. Gene Ontology annotation, cellular component: membrane. Gene Ontology annotation, molecular function: oxalate transmembrane transporter activity; sulfate transmembrane transporter activity; bicarbonate transmembrane transporter activity. The record is from RefSeq and is a predicted model, not a curated record.